This is a messenger RNA of Nothobranchius furzeri (turquoise killifish), 2200 nucleotides long. It is a transcript of the gene irf2bp2a, whose product is annotated as interferon regulatory factor 2 binding protein 2a. Gene Ontology annotation, cellular component: nucleus. Gene Ontology annotation, molecular function: transcription corepressor activity. The record is from RefSeq and is a predicted model, not a curated record. Gene Ontology annotation, biological process: regulation of transcription by RNA polymerase II. Lineage: Eukaryota; Metazoa; Chordata; Actinopteri; Cyprinodontiformes; Nothobranchiidae.
CGUCACUGCUCCACAUCGAGCCAGUAGUGGAGUCGGCGGAGGUAGAUAGAGCAGCGCUGGAGUAAAGUACACACCGACAUGAACUUCUCCCUCUAAAACUUCACGCUUGUUGCUCUUAAAGUCGGGACAGGAACGUCUCUUUUCUUCCCAACCGACGGAAAUUGUUGUUUGUUCGGCUUUUGUUGCAGGAAAGCGGGAGAGGAAGACACAUUUUGGGGGUUUUUCUAUCGGAGGUGUCGACGACGAGCGCCAUGUCGUCCGCGGCGGUCGCUGCUUCUUCCAGGAGGCAGUCGUGUUAUUUAUGCGACCUGCCCCGCAUGCCGUGGGCCAUGAUCUGGGAUUUUACCGAGCCCGUCUGCAGGGGAUGUGUCAACUACGAAGGAGCUGACCGCAUUGAGUUUGUCAUCGAGACGGCCCGCCAGCUGAAGCGGGCUCACGGCUUCCAGGAGGGGAGGUCUCCCGGGCCGGGGAAGGCUCAGCUCUCCGGGAAGGACAUCCAGGGGAUCAACCACGCCGCGGCGGGAGACCCCGGCUCCCGGCCGCCGCAGCCCCUGGACCGCUACCCGCUCUCCUCCGAACGCCCGCCCCGGCUGGGUCCAGAAUACCAGUCCAGCAGACAGGCGAACGGCAUUCCGAUCCCGAAUGGAUUUCCUAAACCCGACGAGCCUCCGGAGCUGAACCGCCAGAGCCCCAACCCGCGCAGGAAUAGCUCGGUCCCGCAGAACCUGAUGCCUAACGGGAGCAUGCCCCCGGUGCACGUCAACGGCAGGCCGGGCCAGAUGGGGCUUCCCUCCGCGCUGGCAGGCGGCAGUCCCGCCGAACUGAGCAAGAGACCCGCCUCGGUGUCCAGCACGGAGCACGACAGGGAGGUGAAGGAGAAGCACAGGCCGGACAGUCUGACGCCGGAGAUCUCCGAGAGCCACAAGAACAGGGCAGAGCAGGAGUGGAGCAAAGGCAAGACGGUGAGGGACCUGAUGGCUCUGCACACGUUCGACACCACCAAGUUCAGGAAGGAGCACGCGGCCAUGCAACAAAGGGUUAUGGGCUACGAGAGCAGCGCCACUGCGUCCAAGUCAGACAGAGGAAAACAUCCCCGCAUGAAGAGAAAAGCAUCGUCGCCUGAACCAGAGGGAGAGGGCACCGCUGCCAAGCUGAACGGCGAAGGGCAGCAGUGGUUACCACCACCCAACGAAGGACUGAAAAUGCCACCAGUACCCCCGCCGAGCUUCGCCUCUCCCCCCUCUACGAUAUCCCCCCACCCUCGCACCACCCCACCUGAGGCAGCCCAGAAUGGCCAGUCUCCCAUGGCGGCUCUCAUCAUGGCAGCAGAUAACGCAGGUGGAAACAGCUCUCCCAAGGAUGGCAAUCAAGUCCACUCCACCACCCGCAGGAACAGCAGCAGCCCCCUGUCACCGUCCUCCAUGAAUCAGAGGAGGCUGGCCCAGAGAGAGGCAUCAGGCGCAGGUACCCCCCAAGUGCCAGGCAUGGACCAGGUGCACCCCCAAAGCAUUCCGGACUCCUCGGUACCUGGCAGCAUACCUUUGUGCUGCACGCUGUGCCACGAGCGUUUGGAGGACACGCACUUUGUUCAGUGCCCGUCUGUGCCGUCUCACAAGUUCUGCUUCCCGUGCUCGAGGGAAAGCAUAAAGCAGCAGGGUGCUACGGGCGAAGUGUACUGUCCAAGCGGAGAUAAAUGUCCCCUGGUUGGCUCAAACGUACCGUGGGCUUUCAUGCAAGGAGAAAUCGCCACCAUCCUUGCGGGAGACGUCAAAGUAAAAAAGGAGAGGGACCCUUGAUUUUGUCUGAACACUUCUUUGGGGAGGGGAGGCAAAAAAUCUGAGUAUAAAUAUAUAAAUAUCACAUACAUACCAUUCAAACAAACUAACAGACUUGUACAUAUUGGACCCAAGGGAAGAGUAUACUUCGUAAACAUGGUUGUAUAAUUUUUGAUUUUUGAAUACAUUGUGUUUCUAUAUUUUUGAAGAUAAAGGUAUGUACUCAUCAUAAUGAACUACGUUCCUCUUUGUUGAUGUUUAACAAAAUUCUUGAUGUACUUCUAGGUCUGGUGGCAGUUCCUGUUUAACGUAGAAUGUGACUAAUGCUACUCUACGAGCACUUGGCAAAACUAAAAUGCUUUUAGCUGUACUUGUAUGCACUUGUUUAAAAAAAUUGCCAAAUACAAUUUCUGAUCUUGUAUGAA